CACGAUGCACCGCCCGCCACGCCGCCGAUUCAACUUCGACAGACUCAUACGCCGAUGCAACACUCAUGACCCGACGUUGUACGUUCCACUCACGGUAGAUGCAAGCGAAGACCUCCCGCCCGCUGUCGUCGGCCUCGUUCGAAAGGACUUCGUGGAAAGACUACGGCCAUUUCAUCAUGUGUUUGACUGGUCGCGCAUUCACAAUGCAUUGCAUCUCCGAUCUGAAUUCUCCACAGAGCCCCAGCGCACGGCAGGCAAGAUUUCAACGCACUACACCACUCGUUUACCUCAUUGAACGACCUGCAGCCAUGCAAGAAGUGGCGAAAGCUCUAAAGCCAGAAACGUGGCGUGGCGAAGCAUAUGGUGCAGUGCGCGACGAUAGGCAUAGCGAGCCGUGGUUCCGCAUUGACCGCAGUGCCAGCACAUUCUUCGGCAUAUCACAAUUUGGAUGCCAUCUCAAUGGAUACGUGCGGGACUUGUCCCACCACAACACCACGAGUGUGUGGCUCGGCGUGCGGUCCUCGACGAAGGCCAUUCAUCCUGGCAAGCUUGACACGCUGGUUGGCGGCGGACUCCCAUGGGACCUCUCGCCACUGGAAAACAUGUUGAAGGAAGCGGAAGAAGAAGCGGGGCUCACUCUCGACGACCUUGGCCGCGCCAUCCGAUCGACUGGUGCGUUGACAUAUCGCAACGACGAGCGACAAGGAUUCAAGCACAACACCAUGUUUACGUUUGACGUGGAGCUGCCGCCGUCGUGGCAGCCAGUGAACACCGACGGAGAAGUCGCUGGAUUUCACCUGUGGCCUAUGGACGACGUGCUCGAGCUCCUGCAGUCGCAACCCGACGAGUUCAAGCCAGACGUGUGCCUUGUGUUGCUCGAUUUUGCCAUCCGCCAAGGCCACCUCUCGUCAGCCGACUUCGAGUCCCCGGUGGCAUAUGCCCGCCUGUGCUCAAGUUUGCACUCGUGGUCGUGCCACAAAAUCUAGGCCCGGCUGCCGUCAGCGCUGCGCUUUCUCAACUUGAACGCACGACAUUGACAUUGUGUGCGUACGAAAUAUCGACCUCUCGAUCUGUUGCUGCCGCAGGGACGUGGCCCUGCUAUCAGAUAUUGCGCUUCUACUGCGCUGAAAGACUGCAGCGAUGCGUUGUUCGCGAUGACGGAGACAGUCCUUGGUGGUAUCCUGCAUAUGAUGCUACCCUCGCUUGUGGAGCACUUCAUGCACGAGCUUCUGUUUGUACGCCUCCCACUUGACCUCGUCCCGAUCUUGCUGGUUUGGUGGAUGCGUCGGCGACGGCGGGUCCUCGGCCGCCGUGCGUUGGAUGUUGGCGCGCACGCGCUGCCUCGUGUAGUACGAGGUAUCGCUGAAAAAGUCAGCCUACCACAUCCACGUGAUGUUGUCGAAUGUGUCGGCUACCGACUGGUGCACGUACCUUGCGGAGGUAAAGCAGCUCACACUCGGAAUCGGUCACAAAGGUGUGCGUGGCGUGCACUCUGCGAUUCGACUCAUUGCUCAAGAACGACUCUUCGCCGACAAAAUCCCGUGCGCCGAGGCGCUUGUGGACCGUCUCUAGACGCAGCGACGAUGGGACAGCUAAGAGAUGCCGCGUUAACGCUUGAUUCGCAUGAAAGAACGCCA
This is a messenger RNA of Aphanomyces invadans, 1637 nucleotides long. RefSeq lists its product as hypothetical. The transcript is spliced from 3 exons. Gene Ontology annotation, molecular function: 8-oxo-dGDP phosphatase activity. Lineage: Eukaryota; Oomycota; Saprolegniomycetes; Saprolegniales; Verrucalvaceae. The record is from RefSeq and is a predicted model, not a curated record. Bases 99 to 986 code for a protein of 295 amino acids.